Molecule: messenger RNA, 3957 nt
Organism: Bufo gargarizans (Asiatic toad)
Lineage: Eukaryota; Metazoa; Chordata; Amphibia; Anura; Bufonidae
Product: zinc metalloproteinase-disintegrin-like crotastatin
Exons: 26
Coding region: 183-2654 (823 amino acids)
Biological process (GO): proteolysis
Cellular component (GO): plasma membrane
Molecular function (GO): metalloendopeptidase activity
Source: RefSeq, a predicted model, not a curated record
ACAUGUAGGGGAAGAGGAGCUAGCAAUCAAUUUUGGCUCCUAAUAUGGCAUUUGGGAAGUAAUGCUCUCAAUAUGCACAGCAUUAUUGAGAAAUCCUCUUGCAGAUGCAGAUUUUAAACACUUGCAUACACUUCCUCUGACACCAGUUCAUCGGAAAGACAAGACCGACCAGCACAGCAAUAAUGUUGAGGGCUGCGCUGCUCCUCCUCGUGCUGCUGAGUGACCAGAUUAGAGGUUUAAAUGAAAUGCCGGAGGGACAGAAAUAUGAGGUGGUCUUCCCUCGAAAACUUCAUGCACAUCAUAAGAGAGAUACUCAGCAGAGUGAAUAUCCUGACCUGGUGCAAUAUGGACUUGAAGUGAAUGGUCAACCUAUGGUCCUUCAUCUGGAGAAAACUGAAGACUUAAUAUCUGAGAAUUACACAGAGACUUAUUACCUGAAAGAUGGUUCCCCAGUUACCACCAGUCCUGAGAUAAAGGAUCAUUGCUUUUAUCAAGGGUAUGUGACGAAUGACAACGGCUCACAGGUCAGCCUCAGCGCAUGCAAUGGAUUAAGUGGCAUAAUUGCAACACAAGAAAAUAAAUUCUUGAUUCAACCGCUGAAGAUGUCAGAGACUGGAGCACAUGCUGUCUACCAGUAUGAAGCCCAGGAGCAACCAAAAACAUGUGGUGUGGAUGAUACAAGUGUCAAUGAGACAAUAAUGACCAAGUUAGACUUCUCAACUACCAGUAAUGAGAAACAAGCAUUUCUAAAGUCAAGAAAAUAUAUCCAGCUCUAUAUGGUAGCGGAUAAUUCUAUGUACAAUAGAUUUAACCGCAGAAACGGUGAAAUCAGGCAAAGGAUAUUUAGCAUUGUUAAUUUCGUCAAUCAGGUGUAUAAGCCCUUAAAUCUUUUUGUGGCUCUAACUGGACUGGAAAUUUGGGGCAAUGGAAACCUGUUUGAGGUGGUCACCUCUGCUGACACCAAUCUAAGGCGCUUCUCUGAAUGGAGGGAGAAAAAGUUGCUACCUAUCAAACCUCAUGACAAUGCUCAGUUCCUAACGAACAUUGAUUUCGAUGGCAGUACUGUGGGACUUGCAUGGAUCGGCACACUGUGUAGUAAUACGAAUUCUGCAGGUGUUGUACAGGAUCAUAGUGAGGAAUAUGCUCCAGUUGCUGCGACUCUUGCUCAUGAACUAGGACACAACUUAGGAAUGUCUCACGAUGAUAACUGCUGCCCUGCAACCUUAUCUUGUAUCAUGGCUCCAUCUUUAAGCCAUAACACCCCACGAACCUUCAGUUCCUGUAGUCAGCAAGACUAUCAGAAGUUUAUCCUGGAACAUAUGCCUGUAUGUAUGAAGGACAAGCCAAAGAUGGAGGAAAUCCAGUCGACUCCUGUGUGUGGCAAUAAAUUCACAGAAAGAGGGGAAGAAUGUGACUGCGGCUCUGUGCAGGAAUGUACUGACAAAUGCUGUGAUGCGGCCACGUGCAAACUAAAACAAGGUGCCCAGUGCGCAGAGGGUGAAUGCUGUUCGGACUGUAAGCUGAAGUACGCCGGUUUCGUGUGUAGACCUGCCAAAGACGACUGUGAUCUGUCUGAUAUGUGUGAUGGGAAAUCGGCCACGUGUCCCUCUGAUGGUUUCCGGAUGAAUGGAUCUCCUUGCAAGAAUGGGGAGGGUUAUUGCUAUAAUGGGAAAUGCCCCACCCUUAGCAGCCAGUGUGAAACUUACUGGGGAGCAGGUGCUUUGGCUGCUCCUAAUUCCUGCUAUGAAACUAGCCGACGAUAUUGCCCCCAGUCUAGGUACGGGCAAUGUGGAGUGUUGUACUGUUCUCGAGGUAGCAGUCAACCCAUCAUCAAAAACUUUGGUUACUGCAGUAUCUCACAAUGUAAAACUCUUAACCCAGAAGUCCUGGUGGAAACUGGAACAAAAUGUGGAGAUGAGAGAAUGUGUAUAAAUGGGCAGUGUUCUGCGGUUCUAAUGCCCUCCCGACCUGCAGACUCAAACUGUGCUACAAAGUGCCCUGAACAUUUGAUGUGUAUAAAUGGGCGAUGCACUGCAAUUCCAACGCCCUCCCAACCUGCAGACUCAAACUGUGCAACCAAGUGCCCUGAACAUUUGAUGUGUAUAAAUGGUCAAUGCACUGAAAUCCCAAUGUCCCUCCGACCAGGAGAAUGCGAUGCCAAGUGCCCCGGACAUUCGGUUUGUAACAAUUUGCUGGAGUGCCAAUGUGACGAAGGCUGGGCACCACCCGACUGUGACACCAGACCUAACACGAGAAGCUCCAGCACCAUUGUGCUUGCAGUCCUCAUUCCUAUUGUGAUCCUUAUAUUGAUUAUGGUGGGUCUUUGGUUCUACAAGACGUGUCAGACGAAGAAGAAGAAGAGAUCUCCUGAAGAUGGCUCAGGUGUGACCAACCCUACCUUCAACAUCCAAAAUAAGAUUCCUCAGCAACCAACUUCCUAUCAGAAUCCACAACAAUACCCUGGAAGACCUAUAUAUCCUCCACAGCCGCCAGCCCAGUACCAGAAGCCUCAGCAAUACCCUGGAAGACCUAUGUAUCCUCCACAGCCGCCAGCCCAGUACCAGAAGCCUCAGAAGCCAGCUGCUGCCCCUUCUUCUAGACCAAUGUAUCCCCCGAUGCCACCACAGGCUGCUAAACCCAACUACAGAAGAUAAGAUGGGCAUCCCUAGCCGGAAGACAUUGGCAUUGGAGGGAACCAUUUUCAUAUUCUAUGGCGCCCUCUACUGGAAAGCAGUGUUAAAAACAUGCACGCAUUUUCUUCUAUGUUCUCAAUUUUAUUUAUUAUUAUUUGUAUUCUGUAAUUAUAUUAAUAUUCCCACAAUGUAUUGCACACUAUAUAAGUAUUUCUUAGUGUAGCUGUCCGCUCAUUUCAUUGUUAUGGACCUGUGGGUGUGGAGAGUAAUGGCACCCACACAUGGGAAUAUCAUAGAUAUACUGUAUAUAUUGUAAUUUGUCGUGUAGUGUAAGCUUUGUACAAAAUAGCAACUAAAAUGUUUCAUUGUGUGAUGAGACUGUAACCAUUCUAUGGCACACAGACCCAUAAUACUGCCAUCUGCACUAAGGUGCCCAUAUAUACUGUAUAUGGAGUGCAUCUGAUUUUACUUGAAAGCACAUGCGGCGAGAUUUAUCAAACAUGGCAGAUCUCUGGCUGCUGGUCUCAAUAUCUCCUGUACCACCAGAGGAUACGCUUAAUUUAUGAAAAGUUGCAUUCCUCAUCAUAAAUUAAGGGGCACAUUUAUUAAGACCGGCCCAUAGCUGGCGGUAGAUCCACAGAAGUUAUGAAGAGGCGCAGGCCUCUCUAAAUGUAAGCCAGGUUCCUAGCUGUCAUUUAGACCAUUUUCUAUGCCUGGUCCCCACCCACACCAUACUCAUAAUUUUAGACCUAGCUCGAGCUAGGAAAAGUUGCAGAUAUCGGCACAACUAACCAUUGCGCCGGCAUCUGUGCCUGAAAUACGCCUAAUUUAGGUGUAUGUUAGAUUAGUAAUUACCCCCUAGAUGCCUUCUCCAGCAGGAACUAAUUUAUUAAGACUAGCCUGUGCUACACUGGUCUUGUGCUGUCAGGGGAAGGCAUUUAAUUUAUAUAGAGGUGCAGAAUACAACUAAAAAUGCUCUGGUCCAGAUUUUCAGUGAUGAUGUAUAUGAUGAUAAAUGUGCUGGUUCCAGUGGCCCUGCGCCCGCGCCACCCUCAUCAUGCCCUUUUUUCAGAAACUGUUGAGGGCGGUGUAAAAGCACUAGUUAUUAGAUUUAUUUGCAAUUUUUUUAAAUGCCAAAAACACAGCGUAGGGGAAUGAUAAAUGUCCUGCUAAGUUUGUUAAUUGUUUGAGGAUUUCUCCUUUAGAGAGACCUCAUUGUAAUUAUGGUGUUUGGUGACUGCACUUUUCAUAAGAAUAUUGGACAAUGUUUUUUGUAUUUAAUUAAAAUGAGGAUAAUGCAAAUAAAAAUUUUUAAACAGUUGAA